GAAAAGAGGAGGAGGAGGAGGAAGAAUUCCAUCGACAGCCCUCCCUCGGAACUAUCGGAUCUCGGGAAGAAGAUAUAUCCAUCGCUGGCACCCGUCGUCUUCCUCCCCCUUCUUCCCCAUCCCAUCUUCGUCCACUCGCGAGCUCGCCAUUAAUCCCACUCCACUCGGCUCCAGGAGGGCCGGCCGGCGGCCUCCGCUCGAAGUCGAAGGUGCGACGACGUCGUUUUCCACCCGUCCCCACGUCAGCCACUCCACUCCCGGAAGGUCCCCCUCUCGCCCCCCGUUAAGAUGAUGCGGUGCGCCGUGAGGGGCGGCGGUGCUCACGUCGUCAUCGGCGAGCGGAGGUCGCCGUCGUCGUCGCCCGGCGGCAGCGGCGGAAGGAGCGUCGUGCGGAUGUCGGAGGGCCGCGGCGGGCUCUGCUGCGGCGGCGUGAGGUCGCGCGCGGCGGAUCUCGCGGGGCUCGAGAUGGGCAGGCCCAGCGCCGGCGCCGCGGGGCUCUUCCGGAGCCCGCGCUACGGCCGCGUGCGCGCCACCGCCUCAGCUGACCCCGAGGAUAUUCCAUCUGACAAGCUUCAAGCUAAAUCAUCUGGGAGUGUUCUGCCGUACGUUGGCGUUGCUUGCUUGGGGGCAAUUCUGUUUGGCUACCAUCUUGGUGUGGUCAAUGGCGCGCUUGAAUAUCUCUCGAAAGAUCUUGGGAUUGCUGAAAAUGCUGUGUUACAAGGAUGGGUGGUUAGCACAACCCUGGCUGGCGCGACAGUAGGUUCUUUUACUGGAGGGGCUUUGGCUGAUAAAUUAGGGAGAACACGGACAUUUAUCCUAGAUGCCAUCCCUCUUGCUGUAGGCGCAUUCUUGAGUGCAACAGCUCAAGAUGUCCGUACAAUGAUUAUUGGUCGAUUACUUGCUGGGAUUGGUAUUGGGAUCUCUUCCGCUCUUGUGCCGCUUUACAUAUCUGAGAUCUCACCAACUGAAAUACGUGGAGCACUUGGUACGAUUAAUCAACUUUUUAUCUGCAUUGGAAUUCUUGCAGCUUUGGUAGCUGGAUUGCCAUUAGCACAAAAUCCUGCAUGGUGGAGGACAAUGUUUGGAAUUUCAGUAGUUCCAUCUAUUUUGCUGGCUCUAGGAAUGGCUGUUUCACCUGAAAGCCCUCGCUGGCUAUUCCAGCAAGGAAAGAUUUCUCAAGCGGAAGCAGCUAUAAAAAAAUUGUAUGGGAAAGAGAAGGUUACUGAAGUUAUGUAUGACCUAAAGGCUAGUGGGCAAGGAUCUAAUGAGCCAGAUGCCAGCUGGUUUGAUCUAUUCAGCAAACGCUAUUGGAAAAUUGUGAGCGUGGGAGCGGCACUGUUUUUGUUGCAGCAACUUGCUGGCAUAAAUGCUGUUGUGUACUACUCUACAUCAGUGUUCCGCAGUGCAGGCAUUGCAUCUGAUGUUGCAGCGAGUGCUCUUGUUGGUGCUGCCAAUGUUUUUGGCACCAUGAUUGCAUCUUCACUGAUGGACAAGCAAGGGAGGAAGAGCCUUCUCAUAACAAGCUUUUCUGGAAUGGCGGCGUCGAUGUUACUCUUGUCAUUGUCCUUCACCUGGAAGGCUUUGGCACCUUAUUCUGGCACUCUUGCUGUUGUUGGCACUGUCCUGUAUGUGCUGUCAUUCGCUCUUGGAGCUGGCCCUGUUCCAGCUUUGCUCCUUCCUGAAAUAUUUGCCUCCAGAAUAAGGGCCAAGGCUGUAGCAUUAUCAAUGGGCAUGCACUGGGUAUCCAACUUCUUCAUCGGCCUGUACUUCCUGAGCGUCGUCAACAAGUUUGGAAUCAGCACCGUGUACUUGGGAUUCGCGUCCGUGUGUGCUCUCGCGGUCCUGUACAUUGCCGGGAAUGUGGUCGAGACCAAGGGGCGAUCCCUGGAAGAGAUUGAGCGGGAGCUAAGCCCGCCCAAUAAAGCCGAUGCUAAUGCUUUCUUGGUGAGUGAUCAAUGAGCACCGAGCAGAAACCAUCCUUGGACCUGGGGAUGUUGUCUCUGCCUUUUAUGAGUAGUUCCUGAAAGAGUAACUCUUCCUGAAAUAAGUGAGCCGCAAGAUCACCUGACGCCAUGCAAACCGCCUGGUGCUCAGGGUGUUGUGGCACCAGUAAAGCUCAGCUAUUUCUUGUUACAUCUCAAAAUCAAAGAGCUUAUGUGUCAUUGCUCCGGGAGGUGCAAGAUUUAGGCUGGCUGUUAGCCCUUGGAUGUCAUCGUUUUUGAGUGUACAGAUGAUCUCCUUGUAUGUGUCGGAAAUAAAACUCCGAUUUGCCGAAUUUCAAAGCGUGAUGUGUAAUUAUGCUUACCAAUUGAAAAUGCCCUAUCUCGUACUGUGUAAA
This is a messenger RNA of Triticum dicoccoides, 2338 nucleotides long. RefSeq names its product plastidic glucose transporter 4-like. The coding region runs from base 289 to 1959 and encodes 556 amino acids. The transcript is spliced from 14 exons. Gene Ontology annotation, biological process: carbohydrate transport; transmembrane transport. Gene Ontology annotation, cellular component: membrane. The record is from RefSeq and is a predicted model, not a curated record. NCBI's taxonomy places the organism in Eukaryota, Viridiplantae, Streptophyta, Magnoliopsida, Poales, Poaceae. Gene Ontology annotation, molecular function: carbohydrate:proton symporter activity.